AUGGUCUUCGUGUUCAACGAUAAAAUAUCUUUACAAUUACCUAAAAUAAACGUUUAUUUAUUACAAGCUGGUUUAGCUGAGCAUAAUGUUCAAUUAACUGAAUUACGUACACCUGUUGAUAUUGUUACAAUGUCAUUAUUUGCACUUUCAUGUAAACAAAUACAAAUGGAAACAGUUUAUCUAAUCAUGACCAAUCAACAGCUGAUGUUUUUAAAAUUCAAUUAA
Molecule: messenger RNA, 225 nt
Organism: Adineta steineri
Lineage: Eukaryota; Metazoa; Rotifera; Eurotatoria; Adinetida; Adinetidae
Source: the annotation of a GenBank genome assembly